UAUUGUCUAAUUUUUACACAAUAUUUAAUUUUUAAACUAAAUUAAUAAUUAAAAUUAAUAUUUUAUGUUUUUAUGGUGAGUUUACACAUGGAAUCUUGAGUAUUUGGUAUAAUGGAUUUGGAAGAGGGUAGGUAUAUAAAUUGGCUAGAGAAUUGGCUAAAUGAAUUUUCAGACCAUCAGUACUCUGAAUCUGAUCCUAGAGAUGACUUUACGGUGGAUUUCUCCAAAUAUUCCAGCUUACCAGAGGUUUCCCUCGAGAUUUACAACUCCAUAAAAACCACAGGACUUUCUCUAGAACAACUCAGUUCUUACAUUAAUAAACUUGGAGUUAUAAUAGCCCAAACUGACCUGAGAUCCAUUUCAACACAGCCCAGGUCGAAAAUGGCUAAAAUGUUCUCAAUUAUCUUUGAAUCUGCUGAUAUCUCCAAUGUGCUCCUGGAGAGUAUUAACGAAAAUUCUUAUGCGUACGUUUAUCUUAUGAUUAGAGUUUUGUUUGAGAUUGUUUUAUACACUGAAAGUACGCCCGUGAGAUCAUUUGCACAUGCCCAAAUUAUGAAAAAUAAACACAUCAUCAACUCUCUCAUCUCAAUCUCCUACAAUCCCUCAAUCCCAAUUAAUCCCAAAGGAGUGAACAGUGUGGCCGGUGGUAAGGUGAAUCCUAUAGGUGAGAUUGGAUACCCAAGUUCAAAUUUCAGGCAAAAUGUGUUUGAAAUUAUCUUACUUGAGAUGUUGAGUAGUACAGAUUUGAAUUUAUGUUGUACAGGAAUUCAAUUAUUAUCUUCAGUACCAACAAUCGGUGCAAAAAGUCCUCAAAUUUUAAAUUCUCUUUACUUAUUUCUAAUUGGGCCUGAUGACGAACUUUCAUAUCUCUCAGCACUUUCCUUGAGUAAUAUUUUACCCCUGAUACCAGAGGAAGUUUCAUUAAAUUUUGUCAAGGCGUGUUACAGUAACACUAUUAAAAGUGAUUACAAUGUCCAAAGAAUUAAGAAUCUUACACUUUUAACACUGGCGUGUAAGGGUUUUAAAAGUGUUUCAACAUAUUUGUAUAGAAUGAUUUGGGCUGUAUUUAUAUCUCUAGACUCUCAUAGUAAACUCAGUUACCAAGCCCAAGCAAUUAUAACUGAGCAGAAAAUUGCUCUAAUACUAGCCUCUACACUGGUUUGCAUAGAGUUUCAAAUGAAUUUAAAGAGACAUCGAGAACGAGUUGAAGGAUUAUUACAUCAAAAUCUUAACCUUUUAACACUUACAAAGUCUGAUGCGCCCAACCCUGAACAUAACAGGACUAAUCUAUUGUUCAUCAGAGGUCUAAUUUACGGCUUAUUUCUAAUCUAUUUCUCGUCAGAAGUUGAUAAAUCUAUAAUUGACAAGAUGACAGACUUGACAAAUAUUACAGUAAAUAACACCUUGAACCCUCAUAAAUAUGUUAACAUUGACAAGUUAACAGAUGGAAUUGAUCCUUUAAUUAAUAAAGAGGAUUUUUUCUCAUUUAUUUACUAUGGCACUUGUGUUAAGAUUUUAGAUUUCUUUGUUAAAUCUGGGAAUCAGACUGUUUUCUCACAGUUUUUAGAUUGUCUGAAGGAGUCACUCAAGUACAACCCAUCCAAUGUAAAUAUAAUUUUUAUGGCUAAAAAGUGUUUAAAAUACUUACAAAACCCUUGUAGCUCUUUAAUUAACUUAUUCACAGUCAUUGAACCGCAUAUCAACAGAUUAGACUCUGUCACUAGGGUUAAGUUACUGGUAACACUGGUGUCAAUAAUUGAAUAUUCGUUUCUAAUGAAUAAUGAAAAUUUUACCUCAUUUCUGUCCAAAUAUAAUGAAUCCAUAAGUAAUAAAAGUCUGAAACUUAUUAUGAGACCACUGUUACAAAUACAAAAUGUAAACUACGAGUCAAUCCUAUGUGACCAUGACAUCCUCGUCCAUCAUCUCUACAGUGCAGUAAAUAAUGAAACUUUAACUGAAUCUUACAAGACGAAGCCAAUAGUAAUGGAUUUUUUAACCCGCAAAUCAUACAUUGGAGAUACAAAUUUAACAGUAGUAAUCACUAAGCCUAAGUUCAGUUGGGGUUCAGAAUAUUCUAAAAUCCUGAAAAAACAAAUAAUUCUCAACUUUAUAGAAAAUGAGAAACAAGUUGAUUGCUGUGAUGUUUAUAGUAAUCUCUACAAAGUUGGAAUUCUCUGUUUGAGGCUUGGGUUUUAUACUGAAGCUUCUAAAAUCUUCUCCAGUCUUACCUUUGUUUCUGAAGAUCACUACUACUGGCUCAGAAUUCUAUACAACUUUUCCAACUCAUGUACUGUUAGUGUUAAGAAGUCUGAAGAUCUAAAUACUUACUUUAGUAAGUAUAUUUCCUCGGUUAAGAAUGUUUUGGGCCUGUUUAAGCUGAUGCACACUGUAAAUAAAUUGAAGUCACAGAAACAAGUUGCCAAGUGCUGGGACUAUAGUUUGAAUUAUCAUCUUCCAAACUCACUUUUACACUCUUUUGUAACCUUGAUACUGUGUACCAAGUUAGGUAUUGGUGAUCUCAUCACCACACUCAAGGAUAAGAAUUACCAAUUGAUGAAGUAUAUGAAGUUAUUUAUGUCAUUGAAGAGUUGUUUCAAGGCUUUGGAGUUUGUCUUCAGUCUAAAGUCAAUGGAGACAGUAUACUUGUUCUCAUGUUAUCAGGGAAUAAUAACCAUAAUAUUACAAGUUCUAAACUCUCUAAUUACUACUAAAUCCAAAAGUAAAGUAAAAAAUAUUAAGUAUGAGGAAGAUUAUUUCUGGGCCUAUUUACAGGAGUUUGAUCCUACGUUGGAGAAACCUGAUAUUCUAUACAUUUUAGACGUUUUUCCCCCGAAACGAAAGAGAACACUCCUGACUAAUUUAUUUACUAGUCAGAAAUUAACACCAAAAUCCACUCCAUCCCACAGCAAUACAAGGGGAAAUGUGGCAGUAAACACAAAUUUAUUUAAGAUGAAUUACUCGUGUGAGAAUAUACAAAUGAGUUUGGAAACUGUUUGGCUAGAUUUAGUUGGAAGUUUAAAAUUAACUUCUAAAGACUCUAAAAUACACCUGUUCCACAGAGAUGUUCCCACCUUCACAAAUAUAUACAAACUACUACAACCUCUCUCUCAAAGCUAUUCGGACGCGAAGUUUAUUGCGUUUUUGGAGAGCAUAAUUUUCUCUGAAAUUCCAACUCCAAUAGGAGUUUUAAAGGCAUUUCCACUUCCAUACGCUUCAAUUACAGCUACUCUCCUGGCACAAACAAGAGGAGAAUUGGAACUUCAAACUGUUAAAAUUCAAGGCGAUAUCAAGAACUCUAACGAUAAGAGGAUAACACAUGUUUCAAUACUAAUGAUAUUUCCAUCUCUAGAAACCAGUGGUAAAUUCUUGAAGAGUGUGGAGGUGAUGGAGAAUACAGUGUCAGCAACGGUGUUGGUAAGGGUAAGUCAGGAAACGUUCAUGAAUGGCACACUGGUAUCAGUGCCAACGGAUACUAAAAUGAUACCAAGAGGUGUUCCAUGUCCAGUUCUACUAACGCAGAAAAUGGUUUAACAAAAUUUCUAAAAUUUAAAAAAAUUUUAAAAUAUAUUGUGACAACGUUGUGUAAGGCUAAAUUUGGGAAAAUCAGUUUAAUAAAAUAAUUUUUGUACCAUAGUCA
This is a messenger RNA of Theileria parva strain Muguga, 3637 nucleotides long. RefSeq lists its product as uncharacterized. The transcript has 7 exons. NCBI's taxonomy places the organism in Eukaryota, Apicomplexa, Aconoidasida, Piroplasmida, Theileriidae. The record is from RefSeq and is a predicted model, not a curated record. The coding region runs from base 112 to 3531 and encodes 1139 amino acids.